Syngnathus acus (greater pipefish) is the source of this 1867-nucleotide messenger RNA. It is a transcript of the gene arrb1, whose product is annotated as arrestin, beta 1. The coding region runs from base 126 to 1391 and encodes 421 amino acids. Gene Ontology annotation, molecular function: G protein-coupled receptor binding. NCBI's taxonomy places the organism in Eukaryota, Metazoa, Chordata, Actinopteri, Syngnathiformes, Syngnathidae. The transcript is spliced from 16 exons. The record is from RefSeq and is a predicted model, not a curated record. Gene Ontology annotation, biological process: signal transduction; visual perception; G protein-coupled receptor internalization.
UUCCAAGGUGACGGGAUCCCUCCUCCUCCUCCUCCUCCUCGUCGUCGUCCUCCUCCUCCUCCUCCUCUUCCUCUCAUUCUCAUCAUCUUCGGUGUGUCCACUUGCUCGUUAUCGUUGGCAUCAGGAUGGCAGAUAAAGGAACCAGAGUUUUUAAAAAAGCCAGUCCCAACGGGAAGCUCACCGUCUACCUGGGCAAGAGGGACUUUGUGGACCACGUGGAGCGGGUGGAGCCCGUCGAUGGCGUCAUCCUGAUCGACCCCGAGUACUUGAAGGAGAGAAAAGUGUUUGUCACGCUCACCUGCGCUUUCCGAUACGGGCGCGAAGAUUUGGACGUGCUGGGCUUGACCUUUCGCAAAGAUUUGUUUGUGGCCAACGAGCAGGUGUUUCCCGCUCUUGGCGACCAGAAGACCCCCUUGACUCGUUUGCAGGAGCGCCUGAUGAAGAAACUGGGAGAGCACGCCUACCCGUUCACAUUGCAGAUCCCGCUCAACCUGCCGUGUUCUGUGACGCUGCAGCCGGGCCCGGAGGACACCGGGAAGGCCUGCGGCGUGGAUUUUGAAGUCAAAGUGUUUUGUGCGGACAACGCUGAGGAAAAGAUCCACAAAAGUAGCGGCGGCGGCAACGGCAGGAACUCCGUUCGGCUGGUGAUCCGCAAGAUUCAGUUUGCGCCGGAGAAAGCCGGGCCUCAGCCCAGCGCCGAGAUCACCCGCCACUUCCUGAUGUCGGACAAACCUCUGCACCUGGAGGCGUCCCUGGACAAGCAGAUUUACUACCACGGAGAGCCCAUCAGCGUCAACGUUCACGUCACCAACAACACCAACAAGACGGUCAAGAAGAUGAAGGUGUCAGUGCGACAAUACGCCGACAUCUGCCUCUUCAACACGGCGCAGUACAAAUGUCCCGUGGCCUGGCAAGAGUCCGAUGACGUGGUGGCUUCCAGUUCCACCUUGUGCAAGGUUUUCACCCUGACGCCGUUUCUGUCCAACAAUCGAGAGAAGCGAGGCCUGGCGCUGGACGGCAAGUUGAAGCACGAAGACACCAACUUGGCUUCCAGCACGCAAUUGCGGGAGGGCGCCGACAAGGAGAUGUUGGGCAUCGUGGUGUCGUACAAAGUCAAAGUCAAGCUGCUGGUUUCUCGAGGCGGGCUCCUGGGAGACCUGGCCCCCAGUGACGUGUCGCUGGAACUUCCCUUCACGCUGAUGCACCCCAAGCCUUGGGAGGAGUCGCUUGACGGCGAAGAGACUGCUGACGAAGCCCAGAGCGACACUAACCUGAUCCAGUUUGAUGCCAACGCUGACGACGACAUCAUCUUUGAAGACUUUGCCCGUCAACGGCUUAUCGGCGCGAAAGACGACGAGGACGAAGAGGCGGCGGAGGUCAACGACAGAUAGAGCCGGCCGGGAAGGGCGGGCGAGAGUGGGGGCGCCGUCCGACCGCCCGCUUGCAGGUCCAGCAGGUCCCGGAAACGCUCUGCUCGUUUGUCUCCUCCAACACGCGCGUCUGCCUCGUUAGCUUAGUCGGACGGACGACAACCCGGGCAAAGGUUCGGCGUCAUUCCACGGCCGAUCGGAUUUUGCUUUGAACAUCCCCGUGCACGCGCGUUCGCUUUGGCACGGGAGAUGGAUACGUUUUCAUGGUCGGCGCUCGAUUGCUUUCCCUGUCGCGUUGCGGAAUAGUUGAACGUGCGCGGCUUCAUUCCGAAGACCUCCUCCGUCGGGGGGUGUAGAAACCAGUUCGCGCCUUGCACCCGAACAGGGGACACAACUUGAUCAAUAGCGUCAAAUGAUUGCCAGUUCGAUACACUUUGUCAAGUAACCGCUCUUUGUACCUACAUGCGGAUGGAUCCAAAUAAAGCACGUUAAUGUUA